Molecule: messenger RNA, 711 nt
Organism: Aureobasidium vineae
Lineage: Eukaryota; Fungi; Ascomycota; Dothideomycetes; Dothideales; Saccotheciaceae
Source: the annotation of a GenBank genome assembly
AUGCCUGGUCUAACGACACGCGACUCCUUCGUUCUCAAGUCACUCUUCGACCCAGAAGCCACCGCAUCCCCUACAAAGCAUGCCUCAUCACAGACAUCACUGCCGGGAAUGGCGGAAGAUCAGUUCUCUGAGCGCAGAUCGACUGAACUUCAAAUCAUCUCACAGCUGCAAAACGACACUUCAAGUCCAGAGACUGUUCAGAAAGCAAUCCAAGAUCUAUCAUCAUUGAUCAAGGAGUCGCCAGGCUACGCCUCUGCGUACAUAAACCGCGCACAAGCAAGCCGACUACUCAUUCCGACCGGCGAUCUCUUUACAUACAACCAUGCCGAAGCAAGUGGACAGUUGCUCGAAGACCUUCAGAAGGGCAUUCAGCUCGCCGGACCCACCAACACAAACCAACAACUCUCAACCCAUCAGUCUACUGUUCUUGCAGCUGCUUACACACACCGCGGCUUCCUGCUACUCAAGAUCGCCGACAUCAUCCGCAAAAGCGAGCAAGUUCAUGGUGUCAGCGACACACUUCAAUCGGCUUCUGCGGAAAGUGUCGAGGAGCAAGCAAGCAAGGACUUUGCUGCUGGAGGCCAAUAUGGAAGCAAGGAAGCACGCGAGAUGGCUGUGAGAACCAACCCAUACGCCAAAAUGUGCGGUGCUAUCGUCAAGGAGGCAUUGAAGAAGGAAACUGAGGAGUGGAAGGCAGGUCAGCUUUGCUGA